Messenger RNA from Bicyclus anynana (squinting bush brown), 2169 nucleotides. It is a transcript of the gene Fkbp45, whose product is annotated as 46 kDa FK506-binding nuclear protein. The record is from RefSeq and is a predicted model, not a curated record. Gene Ontology annotation, molecular function: macrolide binding; peptidyl-prolyl cis-trans isomerase activity. NCBI's taxonomy places the organism in Eukaryota, Metazoa, Arthropoda, Insecta, Lepidoptera, Nymphalidae. The transcript has 8 exons. The coding region runs from base 161 to 1393 and encodes 410 amino acids. Gene Ontology annotation, cellular component: chromatin; nucleolus.
UGGUGUGCAGUGGUGGUGAUUUUAAUUUGCCGCCUUCGGUUGUUCAUAUUAAGUAGUUAAUACAUAUUACCUGAAUCAUUGAAUACUUAUCGGAGGACUAGUUCUUUUUCUUAGAGCCUUAAACAAUUUCUUUGUCCGCACGUCCCGAAAAACCAUCAAAAUGUUUUGGGGACUGAUAAUGGAACCAAACAAACGGUACACCCAAGUGGUGGAGAAGCCGUUCCACAUCUCCCAGGCGGCGCUGGACAUCUCUACGGGUGACAACGAUGCCUGCCAAGUGAUGGUGGUGGUGGAAGGCAAGAACUUCCUUGUGUGCACACUGCAGAAGAAUAAGUACAUCCAGGUGCCACUCGACCUGUACUUCAAGACUGGAGACAAUGUUUCGUUUUUGACAAAUGGUAAGGGUAAAUGCAAUGUUCACUUGACUGGAUAUCUGGACCCUGAGUAUGAGGAUGAGGAGGGUUCAGAGGAAGAAGAGGAAGAGGAAGAAGCCCCAGCACUUGUCCCCGCUAAGAACAAAAGGAAACUAGACAAUGCUAUCGAAGGCACUGCCAGCAAGAAGGCUAAGCAAGAUAAGAAAGCAGCCAAGAAAGAAGAGCCAGCCGACAGCUCAGAUUCUGAUGAUGAUGGUGUGGACCAGCUGCAGAAGUUUUUAGAGGGAGAGGACAUUGACACAGAUGAAAAUGAUGAUUCUUUCAAAGUCAACACAUCUGCUGAAGCGGGUUCAGAUAGUGAGGAAGAAGAGUCAGAUGAUGAAGAGGGUGAAGAGGAAGGAGAAGAUGAGGAAGAGGAAGAUGAUGAGGAGGAGGAGUCCGACAAAGCAGACACAACUAUGGACACCAGUAAAGAGGAGACAGAGGUUGACACUUCCAAACUCACAAAGUCACAGAAGAAACGACUGAAGAAGAAGCUGCGAGAACAAAAACAGAAGCAGGCCGAACCUCUAGUGAAUGGGAUUGAUAAAGCAAAAAAAGAAAAACCUGCUGAACAACAAAAGGCUAAAAAAGAGAAGGGUGAAGCAAAGAAGGACGCACAACCAGUUGAGAAAAAAGAAAAGAAAUCCCUGAGUGGUGGAGUUUCUAUUGAAGACUUGAAAGUGGGGUCUGGACCUGUGGCUAAGCCUGGCAAAGUGGUCAUGGUGUACUACGAGGGCAAGUUGAAGCAGAACAACAAGAUGUUUGACAACUGCCAGAAGGGUCCCGGGUUCAAGUUCAAGCUGGGUGCUAAGGAGGUGAUUUCUGGCUGGGAUGUUGGUGUCGCUGGCAUGAAGGUUGGCGGCAAAAGAAAGAUCAUCUGUCCGCCCGCUAUGGCGUACGGCGCUAAAGGAUCCCCGCCAGUUAUCCCACCAAACUCAACUCUAGUCUUUGAAGUAGAGUUAAAAAAUGUUAAAUAAACUGACCACGAUUGAAUUUACUGUGUCAAAGACAUUGCAACAAGUUGUUUGAUAAUAAUUAAUUGGAUUGCCAUCAGGCUAAAGCACGCCUACUUAGUUAAUAUGGCGUACUUACAAAAUAAGAAUUAAUUUUUUUUUAAUUAUGUAUCCUACUAUUCAUAAUUAUCUACUUUUGUAAGUGUUUCAUAUUAAUUGUUUACUUGUAAGUUAGCAUUGUAAGAUUAUUCUGUAAGGUGGACAUUUAGUUAAUACAUAUUGGUGCACAAGCAAUGUUCAUCAACUAAUAAUGUUCAAACAUGCACCUAUAUAUUUUUUUAUUUCCCUACUUAGUGUUUGCCAUCUAUUUUUUUAGUAAUAAAUUCAUAAUUAUGUUCAUUCCACAGUUUUUAUGACCAAAUUUUAAAAUUUAAUCACUCAUUCAAGUCUUCAUUAUCUAAAGUUUUAGAUAUCAGAUAUCAGGAUUAUCAAAAUAUUAACUUGAUUUUGACUAAUUUUUCAUUUACUAUAGAAUAUUUUAAUUGCAAUAUUUAGGCAGCCAGUAAUAAAAUUUUAAGAGUCCUAACUUUGAUUUGUUGAUUGUAGUUAGCUAGAUUUUUUAAAUAAUUUUAUUAUAUUCUACUUUCUGCAUUUGUUUUUAAAUAUCCAUUGCAACAACCAAUUCAGAAGUUGGGAGGAAAUAAAACAAUAUAAUAAUCUAGCUACAUACCUUUAUUACUUUGUAAAAUUUUAAAUGUUAUUACCAAUAAGUAAAUAAAAUAAAUAUUCCAGUGAAAUAA